AUUAUUGGAUGAGUACUUCAACUGCCAGCAACUGUGUGACCAUUGUGAAGAUGACAAAUAUGAGAAUCAAGAAAAUGAUUUUCCACUUUGCCUAGGUGAAUAUAUUGUGGCUCUUGUUCUACCAUUUGAGGGAUGAGAAGAUAGUCCGAGCCAUUUCUCUCCCUCUUUGACACCAUGGAUGAUACUAUUGAACCUCCAUUUCAAGAAACCUACCCUACCCUCUUCGACAACAUCUCUGAAAAAGAAGGAGAUGAGAGCUGGCUAAGAAUGGAUGAUGUAGAAUACUGUGAACUGCCACUGGUUGAUCUUUCUCUUUUGAGUUCGAAUUCUGAGCACUUAGACAAGUGCAUAAAAGAGAUGGCUGAAGCUGCCAGUGAAUGGGGUUUCUUUCAAGUUGUAAAUCAUGGGAUUCCUCAGAAAGUUCUAAAGAACAUGCGAUAUGAGCAAAAUAAGCUGUUUCAUCAACCCUUUAGCAAGAAGGCUGAAGAAAGCUUCAUGAAUUUUUCAGCUAAUAGCUACCGUUGGGGGAACCCUUCCGCUACUUCUUUGAGGCAAUUUUCAUGGUCAGAAGCCUUUCACAUCCCUCUUACAGAUAUUUCAAGGUUGGAUGAAUGCAGCAGGACCAGAUCAAGUGUUGGGUUGUCUGCAACAAAAGCUGGGAGUUUGGCUGAAAGGUUGGCCGAGUAUUUAGCGCAUAAUCUGGGGGUCAAAUCCUCAUAUUUUCGAGAAAAUUGCCUGCCAAGCUCCAGUUAUCUUCGCAUGAACAGAUACCCACCGUGUCCUUUAUCUUUUGAGGUUUACGGCCUCAUCCCCCACACUGAUAGUGAUUUUCUCACUGUAUUAUAUCAAGACCAGGUUGGUGGGUUGCAGCUGAGGAAAGAUGGAAGAUGGCUUAGUGUUAGACCAAAUCCUCAAGUUCUAAUUAUCAACAUAGGCGACUUAUUUCAGGCAUUGAGCAAUGGAGUGUACAAGAGCAUUGAACACCGAGUGGUUGCUCAAUCAGAAGUUGAGAGAUAUUCCGCGGGGUAUUUUUAUUGUCCAUCUGAUGAAGCAGUGAUAGAGAGCCUGAGCAAGCCAGCAGUGUAUAGAAAGUUUAGUUUCGAUGAGUAUAGACAGCAAGUCCAAAAGGAUGUAAGAGCUACAGGCGACAAAGUAGGGCUCUCAAGAUUCCUCUUAUAAGAAGAAAGGAAGUUUUCUUCCUAUUUAUCACAACUUAAUAUUCUUAAGCAAGUGUAUUAUAUAUGCUUAUUGUCUAUCAAUGUGUGCACAUAUAUAGGCCAAGGACUUAUUCCCACCCAAAA
Messenger RNA from Mangifera indica (mango), 1301 nucleotides. RefSeq names its product gibberellin 2-beta-dioxygenase 8-like. The transcript is spliced from 2 exons. The coding region runs from base 175 to 1179 and encodes 334 amino acids. NCBI's taxonomy places the organism in Eukaryota, Viridiplantae, Streptophyta, Magnoliopsida, Sapindales, Anacardiaceae. The record is from RefSeq and is a predicted model, not a curated record.